Aspergillus steynii IBT 23096 is the source of this 2144-nucleotide messenger RNA. Its product is annotated as LCCL domain protein. Lineage: Eukaryota; Fungi; Ascomycota; Eurotiomycetes; Eurotiales; Aspergillaceae. The transcript is spliced from 2 exons. The record is from RefSeq and is a predicted model, not a curated record. The coding region runs from base 204 to 1958 and encodes 584 amino acids.
CGGAACUCGACACCCCCGAGAGUUCCGGUUCCCGAGCCACUUCCUUCGAGAACAUCUCGCGGGAUCCCCAGGGAAUUGCCCUGCAACCCCUCGACCCGGGGGAUGAGGAUUCGGGAAGCAGUCCGUUUGUGAGCCUUUCGCGGGGGAGUUCCGACUCCGCGCGGCAUGGACAGGGCACGAGUGAGCCCCUGCUCCCAACGUCAAUGCCGCCUCUUGCUUCCCCGGGAAAGGCGCGAGGUCGGUUCUCCUCCAUGAUCUCGAUUGUCGGCGCGUGGAUGAAAGGACCCUCGCCUCCGCGGAAAUAUCGCAUUACGCCGUGGUUCUCUCGCGCCCAGGCGGCCCCUGGUCGUCUCGUGGAUCGGUACUUUCCGACCAGGGCGAGGAAAGUGUGGCUUCUUCUGGGCUGCUUGGGGGCUUGGGGGGUCAUUUUUCUCAGUUUCCUGCAUGCGUCGAUUGCCGGUCAGGAGGUCCCGGGGUAUGGGAAACCUGUGAAGCUUUCAUGUCAGGCUCGGUUGUGGUCCAACGCUACCAACUGCGGUAUCAAUGGUGAUAGUUGUCGCCCUUUCGAGAAUGGCGCAUUUGCAUUCCGGUGUCCGUCCAGCUGCGCAGCAGCGAUGGUGCUCGAACCGUAUGUUAUAGGCCCGGAAGAGAUCAACUAUCGGAGCCUGGUCAUCGGAGGGGCUUCUGAGAAUAACGCCGAGCCGGGGAUCUAUCGUGGUGACUCUGCUAUCUGUCCAGCAGCGGUACACGCAGGCUUCGUCAGCGACCAAAAGGGUGGGUGCGGCAUUCUCCGUCGCACCGGCGAACGAUCCGGCUUUGAGCCCGUUGAGAAAAAUGGCAUCUCGAGCGUUGGUUUCCCGUCAAACUUCCCCUUAUCGUUCACGUUUGGAAGCGAAAGCUCAGACGACGACCCCGAACUCAAAUGCCAGGAUAUUCGGUGGUCGUUGUUUGCAUUCUCUCUGGUUGUAACGACGGUGCUGUCGCUCUUCAUCACGUCGCCUGCGGCCUUCUACAGCGUGAUCUACUUUAUAGUAUAUUUCCAGGUGGCCCUCUCGUCCGAUCCGCCUUACUCUCCCGACUAUUACGAAAUAGUGUCCACUGCACUAGGACGGUUGAUUCCUUGUGCUUUCGGGGGAUGGGCGAUGUACUAUUUCUGUGUUCGGCAUACGUUGAAAGAUCUGGACGCUCAUUGGGACAAGACAGUCCUUUGGCUGGGAACCUGCUGGGUUGGAGCGCUCAACACAGACACGUUCGACAAAAUCCCGAUUUCUCGACUCACUCCUCAUGAUAUUGAGCAGCAGCCUGGGGCCAUCCCUGCACUCAUAAUCAUUGUCGGUGUUCUUGUGGCGAUCGUGAUCACCCAAGCCAUUGCCUUCCGCAACGAGGGAAGGAUGCCCCGGAUGCUCGCGCUAUACGGAAUUCUGGUGGCCGGCAUAAUCGCUCUGCUUCUUGUGCCGAACAUGAACCUGCGAAUCCACCAUUAUAUCCUCAGUCUCCUCUUUAUUCCCGGUACCACGCUCCAGACACGUCCUAGCUUGCUGUAUCAGGGACUUCUUGUAGGCUUCUUCAUCAAUGGGAUCGCACGAUGGGGCUUCGACAGCAUCCUUCAGACACCAGGCGCCUUGCUUGAUGGUGCUCAGUUGGGUAGUAUACUUCCCGAGAUUGGCCCACCUCUUGUCCUCACCUCGCAGAACAUCGCGUUCGAUCUUGCCGGUCUGAAGCCUGAAGCCGAUGGAAUCAGCGUCUUGGUUAACGAUGUCGAGCGAUUCCACUCCUUCAAGGCAGACAAUGGCUCGGGAGGUAUGUUCAAUUGGACGCGCCACAGGGCCGACGAGCCCGAGUACUUUCGAUUUGGAUACGUCAACACCAAAGCGUUGGGCGGCAUUUGGUAUGAGGACUUCACUAAACCGGUAACCUGGGAGGCCGAUGGACGUUGGAAUCAAUCGGACCGGACUUGAAGACCUUCUUUUGGUGAUUCUGGAUACACCUAUAUAUACCACUCUUAGACGGAUCAUUGGUGUCUUUGACUGAAGGCGCCGAGUGUACAGUAUUUUUACAUUGACGGCCGCUCAAUUGGAAAGCAACUCUCGCCCGGCUCUACUUUAUCUGCACCUGAUCUGCGAAGCAUUUUGGAUGAUUACUCG